This is a messenger RNA of Rhineura floridana, 1768 nucleotides long. It is a transcript of the gene TMEM232, whose product is annotated as transmembrane protein 232. Bases 386 to 1741 code for a protein of 451 amino acids. The record is from RefSeq and is a predicted model, not a curated record. NCBI's taxonomy places the organism in Eukaryota, Metazoa, Chordata, Lepidosauria, Squamata, Rhineuridae. The transcript is spliced from 11 exons.
AGAGCCUGGUUUGAGAGGGCGUGGUUCAUUGUGUCAGUUCGCGUCCUUCUAACGUAGAGAAACGAAAAAGUGUAGAGGACCAUUUCAUUGUCACCAUCGUUAGUCUUCAUUACAGAAGUCAUUUUUAAAUGACAAUAUUUUUAUCAAGACCAAUCACAAUGUCAUAAAAUAAUGAGCACAAGCUUUCAGGUUCUCCAUAAAUCUUAAUCAGGCUGUUGGACUAGGACCUGGGAGACCAAGACUGGCCAUAAAACCCGCUGAGUGACUUUGAGGUCAGUCACACUAUCUCUGAGGCUAACCUACCUCACAGGGUUGUUGUGAGGAUAGGAUGGAGAGGGCGUAUGCUCCUUGAGCUCCUUGGAGAAAAGACUGAUUUUACAACAUCAUGCCCAUUAUAAAGGUGCCCGUGUUACACAGAUUUGGCAUUGUAUCCCAUGAGGAACAUAGAAAACUGCAACAGAGACUGUUGGCUAAAUAUCUGAAAGAAGCUUCACCUACGCCCAAGAAAGGAAAACACUUAAACCCAUUUGAACUUACAGAAGAAUUUAUUGGGGAUUUCAAUUAUGCAUUGAAAACAGAAAGAAAAGAAAAAUUCAUAGAGCUGGCUAAAAAAAUGCUUGCCAGAUGCAAGAGACGAUCAGGUCUUAGUACAUUAGGUAGUGGGAAGUAUGUGGAUCUUCCUGUAGCAUGGACUGAGGCAGUUAUGUUAUCUCAGUGCAAAGGAGAAAUUCACGAAGAAGCUGUUGAAAUACUUUUAAUUUCUUUGGACCAUGCGCCUAUUGUUCCAGACCAUAUCCCAGUCUUAUUUUUCAUCGCAGAGUCCAUUUUGUAUAAACUCUGUUACGAUUCAGUGGCGAAACCAUAUCUAUUCUCAUGUGAAAUCAAGUUGUCCAAGCUUGGAUUCUUGAUCUUUUUAAGGCUGCUUCUGUUACAUUUCUUUGGUCACCAGGGGUUUUCUGAAGAACACAAAUCCAGGCUUCAUGUUGGCUUAAAAGCACUAGCAGCUUCUGAAGUCUGUUACCAACUUUACCCAAAUAUCCUUUUCAUGGUGCAUUUUAUGCUGAAGGCCGGAGAAACUAUCUGUGAAACAGCAGUGCUUUCUGAAUCAUCACUGGCAACAGAUGCAAGUUUGCAAGAAACACAGGAUAAGGUGUUUCCUGACAAAUCACCCAUGGGUACUGGCACAUCAGUUGAAUUAAAUCCUGAACAAAAGCAGUUCAAAAUUAAGCCAUUUCUUUGGCACAGCCUUCUUGUUUGGGUUUGUGUACAUAACAGCUGCUCCAAUAUAGAUGAAGUGCUCAAGCAUGUCCUGUUCUAUAAGGAACAGCUCCAUCAGAAAGACUGGUUGGAAUCAGUGUUGAGCCUGAUGGUCCUUGGAGAGACUGCCAAAUUAAACAUGUCCUGCUUGAAAGUUUUAAUGGACCUAAUGAGAGAUUUUAUUUCAAGCUCUAUGCCUCUUAAGAACCAGCAAAAAAGCUACAAGGAAAAUCUCUCAUGCUGGCACUGGCAAGUAGGAUACAUAUACACCAAUCUACUCAAAGAUAUCUGUUUACAUGGCAUUAGUGCUGAUUUGCAAAAAACUGCUCUUCUUGGAUUCUGUGAUUGUGUCAAGGAACUUAAAGAUGACAAAGAAUUAAGAGGGGCAUGUUUUCUUGAUCUCUUGUGCUACUAUCCUUCACCUGAUGACUGUAAAUGCAGCAAUAUCUUUGUACUGUGCACAAAAAUGCAGUCAUUAUACUAGAAAGGUGUUACCCCUAUGAUAAUGUGU